Penicillium waksmanii is the source of this 1038-nucleotide messenger RNA. RefSeq names its product Monooxygenase. The record is from RefSeq and is a predicted model, not a curated record. The coding region runs from base 1 to 1038 and encodes 345 amino acids. Lineage: Eukaryota; Fungi; Ascomycota; Eurotiomycetes; Eurotiales; Aspergillaceae. Gene Ontology annotation, molecular function: flavin adenine dinucleotide binding; monooxygenase activity. The transcript has 3 exons.
AUGACUAUCAGCUAUGACAAGGAGCUCUGUGCUCCCCACUUGCUGUCAAAGGAUGAGCUUGCGUCGCAAGUCCGACGCUAUGUCGAGACGUUUAAUCUGAAUAUCAUCACAUCGGCGGAAAUAAAGUCCACUCAAUAUGAUAUGUCGACCGAGCGCUGGGAUAUUGAGAUUGAUACUCCUGCGGGAAAGCGAAAGAUCUCUUCCAAGCAGCUUGUUCUAGCAACAGGCUUCGGAUCGCAAAAGCCCAACAUGCCGUAUAUUCCAGGAAAGAAACUUUAUAAGGGCACGAGUAUUCACUCCGCCCAGUUUAAGAGUGGAAUGGACUUAAAUGACAAGGGUAUCAAGUCUGUCGUCGUCAUCGGAUCUGCGAACACGGCAUUUGAUGUUUUAGAGGACUGCCAUGCAGCAGGGCUCCAGUCAACGAUGAACGUUCGAACACCGACUUAUAUGGUUCCGUUACAAUAUGUUUGCCACAAGAUGAGUCUCGGCGCUUAUGACGCUGGCGUGGAAGCAUCGGACAAUCGUUUCCUGUUGCUCCCCACGGUUGUAGAUGGACAGCUUGCCCGCAACCUUUUCAGAUUAUUCGCAUCCCAAGAACCCAAUCGAUAUGAAGCAUUGAAGACAGCUGGCUUCCCGGCUCUUGACAGCAGUGAUCCGAGUCAAGCGCUUAUGCAUAACCUUCUCGAGCGAGCUGGUGGACACUAUGUAGAUGUUGGUGGCACCAAGCUGAUCGAGGACGGGAAGAUUGUGGUAAAAGCUAAUGUUGAGCCUGUCGCGUACACAGCGACUGGCCUCCAGUUCUCUGACGGGAGUGUUAUCGAGUCUGAUGCGAUCGUGUGGUGUACUGGAUUCGCAGAUGGGAAUUUGCGUCAGACAGGUGCGGAGAUCCUGGGUGCUGGGGCUUCAAAGGUCGAAGGCAAGAAAGUACUUGGGCCAGAAGAGAUUGUCGCACGUCUUGAGGUGACAUGGGGAGUCGAUGCUGAAGGUGAAAUCCGGGGAUGUGGAAGCGUAACCCGCGCCUGGACAAUUUUUGGGUAA